Molecule: messenger RNA, 357 nt
Organism: Helianthus annuus (common sunflower)
Lineage: Eukaryota; Viridiplantae; Streptophyta; Magnoliopsida; Asterales; Asteraceae
Product: glycine-rich protein 23-like
Exons: 1
Coding region: 1-357 (118 amino acids)
Source: RefSeq, a predicted model, not a curated record
AUGGUGGAGGGGUCAACGGUGGGUGGAGGAGAUGGGGUGGCGGACGAAGCAGAGUUGGCGGCUGGAGCAGAGGUGGAGGACGGUGGCGGAGGAGAUGGGUGUCGGAGGUGGAGGUGGUGGGGGAGUGGAGGUGGAGCAGAGCUGGAGCAGGUGGUGUCGGAGGUAGAGGUGGUGGCGGUGGCGGUGGCGGAGUGUAGGUGGUGCAAGGCUGGAACAGGUGGUGUCGGAGGUGGAGGUGGUGGCGGAGCAGGGGUAGGCGGCGGAGGAGGUGGUGUCGAAGGUGGAGGUGGUGGGAAAAGUGGAGGUGCUAGGGUUUUGAGACCAUAUGGGUGUUUUGAAGAGGGAGAAGAGUCUUGA